Molecule: messenger RNA, 1020 nt
Organism: Phytophthora infestans T30-4
Lineage: Eukaryota; Oomycota; Peronosporomycetes; Peronosporales; Peronosporaceae
Product: nucleoside diphosphate kinase, putative
Exons: 4
Coding region: 1-1020 (339 amino acids)
Cellular component (GO): centrosome
Source: RefSeq, a predicted model, not a curated record
AUGGAUGAAGAACAAAAGCUUGCUUUCUUCUUGGAAUGGGACGACCCACAGUCGGGUCUGAAGAAAGGCUACAUCAUGCACUACCACGGAGACAACACCGUCGAGCUCGUGGAGCGGAAGACAAGAAAGAUCUUCUUGAAACGUAUCCCGAUACCCACAGUCAGUCUCGACGAUCUCUACGUCGGGAGUUCUAUCACUGUGUACUCUAGACAGCUCACAAUCAUAGAACCUGCCAACGAAUUCACACGGAAAAUGCUUCAGCAGCGAGAAGACAAAGCAAUUUUUGUUAUUACACCGGACGGGUACGCUCACAUGGGACGCAUAAUCCAGCUCAUCGAACAAAGUGGUGUAUCUGUACGCGAUAUCCGAAUGGCGCAUCUGCAGAAAUCUCAUCUAGCAACACUGGCAAUCACCGACAAUAACCAGCAACGAGCACUGGUCAACGAUGUGUCAGUACUGGUAGAAGUCAGACUUCCUAAUCCAAAGGCCAUCGAGGAUGUUAAAAUGAAACUGGGGUCUGUAGACACAGUGCUGGUCGUUAGAACGGGACUGGAAGUUUUCAGCGGAAGGGAUGUCUUCCCAACUACGGCUGUGCUGGAUAAUUGCACUCUGUGUCUCAUUCGUCCACGAAUUGUCCGUGAAGCUUGCGUGGGUGAGAUUCUGGAUGCUAUCAUUGCAGCAGGCUUUGAGGUAUCAGCUUUAAAGCUGGUGCACUUCCAGAUGAACGAAGUCGACGAGCUUUUCAAGAUCUACAAAGGUGUCGUCCGUCAGUACCAUGAAAUGCUCAAGUACAUGUGCUCGUCGCCAUGUCUAGCUCUCGAAGUUCGUGGUGACGACGUGGUGCGCCGAUUCCGCGAGUUUUGCGGCCCAUUUGACGUCCAAGUCGCGAGAGCGCUACGACCCGACUGUCUUCGUGCCAAGUUCGGUCGCUCCGCCAUUUACAACGCACUCCACUGUACCGACUGCCCUGAGGACGGAGUUCUCGAAUGCCAAUUCGUCUUCAAAUCACUCUUCUCAUAG